Molecule: messenger RNA, 669 nt
Organism: Wasmannia auropunctata (little fire ant)
Lineage: Eukaryota; Metazoa; Arthropoda; Insecta; Hymenoptera; Formicidae
Product: methenyltetrahydrofolate synthase domain-containing protein-like
Exons: 2
Cellular component (GO): cytoplasm
Source: RefSeq, a predicted model, not a curated record
GGGCGUGGCGGCCGCGGUGGAAAUAGACACGAAGGGGUUAGAGGAGGGGAAGGGGCCGCGCGUGUGGUGUGAAGUGUGAACGGGGGGACGAUUCUCUGCGUGCGGUCUAUUUUUGCGGGAGAGACCUCGCGGACGACGCUACCUGGGAUCUCUCUCUUCCUGGGUCCUGGACCUCCGCCCACUGAGAUUCCGCUGGUGAUCAACCGGUCAAGAUGACGGAGAACUUACCCGAGGAGGUAACGAAGUCGAGUUUCCGUCGCAAGGUGUGGGACUACAUGAUGAAGAACGAGCUGGUGAAUUUCCCGGUUAGCAUAUACAAGCGUAUCCCGAACUUCAAAGGCGCCGCGGAGGCGGCGCAGCGCUUGAUCGAGCUGGACGAGUUCAAGAAGGCGAGAGUCAUAAAGAUAAAUCCGGACAAGCCGCAGGAGCCGGUGAGAUUUUUGGCCCUGCAGGCGAACAAGGAGAUCAUCGUGCCUAUCCCCAGAUUGAGAACCGGCUUGUUCUUACACGUCACGCCGGUCGCAAGCGCGACGAAAGAACAGCUGAAAACGCUCGUUUCCACGCGCGGUCUAGAGCAAGCGGGUAAACCGCUUGGGUUAGAUUCCAAUAUCAAGGUAAAAUAUUUCACAUAUAAUUUUAGAACGCUAAUUCGCUCAAUGGAUAUAAUUA